Molecule: messenger RNA, 5001 nt
Organism: Parus major (Great Tit)
Lineage: Eukaryota; Metazoa; Chordata; Aves; Passeriformes; Paridae
Gene: GDNF
Product: glial cell derived neurotrophic factor
Exons: 3
Coding region: 552-1208 (218 amino acids)
Biological process (GO): positive regulation of branching involved in ureteric bud morphogenesis; peripheral nervous system development; negative regulation of neuron apoptotic process
Molecular function (GO): growth factor activity; glial cell-derived neurotrophic factor receptor binding; receptor tyrosine kinase binding
Source: RefSeq, a predicted model, not a curated record
UUUUUUUUUUUUUUUUCCUCCCGCCGUGGUGUGCGUGUCCGAGCGGUGCGCGGCUCCCGGCGGUGCUGGACCAGCUGGCGUUACAGGAGCGCUGAUGUCUUCAUCUGACUCCCCGCAGUUGUUGAUGGAGUGUCUUUCUCAGAUUUCCAGGCAGGGUCCCAAGCGCAGCACCCAGCGCCAGCUCCCGCUGCCAGGCGGCGCUCCCCGCGGCUCGGGCCGCUCCCGCCGCUGCUGAGCGCGGCUCCGGGGCCGGGGCGGGCAGAGACCCCCGCGGAGCCGCUCCUGCCGCGGGCACAGCACCUGCGGCGGGGGAAGCCGCCGGGGACAGUGCUGCCGGCUCCUCGCUGCCUCCAUCCAGACCUGCGACCUUACACCCCCUCCUCCAUACGAGUCCCCCCUCCCCCCUCCUUUGAGCAAAGAGGGUGCCGGCAGUCGGACCCCGACCUGCCCACAUGAAUCGGCCGGCCGGCCGGUCGACUCCACGGCGUUAAUGUCCAUCUCGGGUCCGACGAGACCAGCUCAGAGGGGCCCGUGUUGGAAGGAGAUCUAAGAUGAAGUUAUGGGAUGUUGUGGCUGUCUGCGUGGUGCUGCUCAACACGGUCUCCACCUUGCCCCUGCCCACCGGUAAGACGCCUCCCAAGGGGUCCCCUUCAGUGAUAGAGGGACCUGAAGAUGAUCUCUCCCCCAUCAGCCUGCUGCCUCCCUAUGCUGUGCACAGUGACUCUAAUAUGCCAGAAGACUAUCCAGAUCAAUUUGAUGAGGUAGUGGACUUUAUUCAAGCCACUAUUAAAAGACUGAGGAGGUCACCAGACAAACAGACUCCAAUUUUUUCUAGGCGGGAGAGAAAUCGUCAAAAUGCAGCCACAAACAUAGAGAAUUCCAACAAAAAAGGAAGGAGGAAUCAAAAGGGAAAGAAUCGAGGAUGUGUCUUAACAGAAAUACAUUUAAAUGUGACCGACUUGGAUUUGGGAUAUGAAACCAAAGAAGAGCUAAUUUUCCGGUAUUGCAGUGGAUCUUGUGAUGCAGCUGAGACCACCUACGACAAAAUUUUAAAAAACUUAACCAAAAAGAAAAAACUGGUCACUGACAAAGUGAGGCAAGCCUGUUGCAGACCCACAGCCUUUGAUGAUGACCUGUCCUUUUUGGAUGAUAACCUGGUUUACCACAUACUGAAAAAACAUUCCGCAAAAAGGUGUGGAUGCGUCUGACAGCUGCAUGCUGAGGCGGCACCAGUUUUCCAUUCCUGCUACACUGCAAAGAGAGGGACCAAGGUUCCCAGGGAAGUGUCUGCUCCAAAUGGAGGAAAAAGGACCAAGAACACAGAAUGAGGAGCCAAUGAGAGCCUGGGGAUAAGGAGGAAUGUGGCAGAGUAGAAGGAUGGAGACUUCUGACGUCCUAUGGGGAUUUAGAUAUAAGCUCAGGUGGAGAUGACGAUGGAUGGAUGAUGUGCACGCUACCUUUCCUGUUUGACUCAGUCCACCAUCAGUGAGACUCAAUCCAUGAGGAACGUGCUUAAAAACACAACCCUGCCAUACCACGCUGUGUUGUAGUUAUGCCAUGAUAUAUCAGUUAUACCAAGAAGCUUAGCUAAGAAGUAGCUUAGGAGUACCUUACUAAUCCCCUGUGCCCUCAGCUCUACUGAAAGACACAUUGUGCUACUGCUCAUUGGAGGGCAGUUCCUGAGUGCUUAGGACAACUCCUAAGCUAUAAGAUUACCCUUGUAAGUAAGAUGAUAUUGGGCAAAUAUCAAAAUGACCAGGCUCAAGUUCUUAUGAAGCAAAACAGUUCCGCUUACUGGCUAAGUUUGGUUAUUUCCAUCUUGUGUUUCUUCAAAAUGAGUGCAGGAUUUUGUUCUUCUGCUACCUGUGAAAAUAAGUUGAGUUUUUAAGCACUUCUUCCUAGUUUAGUAAGACAAAUAACAAGCCCAGCCUACACAAAAUGCGUUUAUUUAGGUUUACAAAGGACUAAUGUCACUUGCAUAACUACAUUUCUAUUUGGUCAUUGUGAUUGAGAGAGACUACUUGAUGCAAUGCAUCCCUUCAGAGACAUAAGUAUACAGAAGAUAUUUAUUGAGAUUAAGUUAUUGUUAUUUAUUGCAGUUCAGUAAUGAGUCUCCUUAUUUAUUAAAGUGUCUUUCAAAGGUGCCAAAGUAGAUGGCGCUUGGGGAUAUAGAGAGACAAAGACGUUGGGAACAACGGUCCAUGCUUUUGAUUGAAAAUGUUAACUUGAAUGCAAAAAAUCACUUACUUUACCUUUUUUUCUUUUAAACAAAAUCUUGGUUAUGUUCACAAAAGGUAGUGCUGAAGCCUGCAGCCCUUAUUCCUGUCACUAAGCCUUUUGAAAAUUACUACAAGUCAUACAUGUGCAGGAGCAGCAAUGGCCCUGGGCGAGUGAGGGUCGCAGGACUUGGCUCAACAUUAGCAAUUUGUAAGAAAAACUAAUUUUAGUCAUAUUUUAAAUGUAGCCACAUUUUUUUUCCUCACACUUUAUGCCAACUGACCUCAUAUAACUAUUGACAAAUGGAAAAUAAUCACAUUUAGCCUUAUAAUUUCUAGUUAUAUUUAUUUAAGCUUUUCCUUCCGUACUUCCAUAUAGAAGAGGUUAAAUCCCUCUUACUAGUUAGCCCUGGAUUUAAUAUAGCCUGCAAGUAAACAGUUGUGUUAAAUAACCAGAGUGUUUUGUAUAAUUUGCUGAAACAUUACAGGAUCAUACCCAUGCAGCAGAACAGUCCGAGUUAGGAGGAGGGAGGUUGUACAGCAAAGGUGUUUGUACGUGACCGCUAACACAAGCUCUCAUUCUGGAGACAUUUUUCCCAAAGGAGCAGGAGUGCAGGUCACUAGACAUACCUGACAACCAGUGAAGCAUCAACUCCCACAAAAGCAACAUGAAAAAAAAAUCCUUAUUGAAAACCAUGGUCCAACCUUUUAUCUCAUGCAUGUAAUGGCUCUCCAUGCUCAUUUUGCCCUGGGCCCCUUGGGACACCACUGAAGAAGGGUCUAGAGGUCAAAAAAGUCCAGAACAGGCAUAGAAAGAUGUACCAGGUGUGUGGCAUGUAAUAAGUCCCCAGCUUCGGCCGGUUUCCUGGCAAAGGAGGGGGAUAGCCCUGGAGAACCACCAGCAGGGUCUGUUCUCACACUGCCACCACGGGGAUGCCGUGCCCUCCAUGCUGCUCAGGGGUGGUGACACCACCCCACUGGCACGAUGUGGGCACUGAGCACCUGCCAGGCGGAGGGUCAGCUGCGCUGCCGGGCACCUGACUGGCGACAGCGCGCAGAGCUGUGCUUUCCCUUGCCCCUGCUGAUGAAAACUUGCCUCAGAGCAUUUUCUGUGCAGCUUGAAGAGGCUGCAACCAAAGCAAAUCUCUAUGUUCAAAAUACAAAAGGGUAAAGUUUGUGAUUUUUUUUUAAAUUUUUUUUUUAGGGUUUUUUUUGUUUUGGUUUUUUUUUUUUUUUUUAGUUUUUAGACCUUACUGAAGACAGGAGUGUGCUUCUCUGGAUUUUUUUACUUCACCUGCAAUUUUAUGUCUCAGUCAUUUGUGUUAAUCAACCAAAGUUCUCUACAGACUUUAUUUUUGUACAAUAUUCAUUUUAUAACUUUUUACAAAAUAAAAUUCAUUUCUAUUGUUACAUGGUUGUUGUUUGUGCUUCCCCAUCACACAAUUUCCAAGUUAUGGUGUUGCCCAGUUUCCCAAUCUGCAUGAGACAAUGCCAUGGGGCCAGCAAAUCCUCCAUGGAGCAGAGCCUUCCUCUCCUAUCUCACCAACAUCUUUAAUGUGGAUCAGAGGUGUCUGUAGCUUCUUAGUGAAAUAUAACUGCAAUGAGUCACUGCAAUGCUUAACGGAGUCACUGCAAUAAUUGGCUUGAAAAUGCAUGGUGGACAGUGACAGUAAUCCACCCGGGGGCAGACCUCAAGCCUGGGGUUACUGAGGCUGUCCCUUACCCGUGUGGGGCUGCACUGUCUUCAUGGUGGCCUUGGCCAUGUAUGGCCACAAUUCCUGCACUCAGAAGAGAUUGCAUUUUGCUUUGCUAAUCCAGGUGUCACAUCAGUGGACUAAAUUCCACCUACUUUGGCAGUUCUUUUCCUUCAUCUUAAAACAGGAAAAUAAAACUCAAGGAAUUCUUUUUGCACCACCAUUAUGGAACAGAUGAGGACAGGCUUUUUGGCUGUGGCCAGCAACAUUUUCUCAAUGGUUUCAUGUUAAGCUUUGCAGCUCCCAUCACAGAGCCCAUGAACACACGCAGACUCACAGGUUUCAACACUGCACUUUGUACUGCUACAGAGAGGAGGAGGGAACAUCUGAGCAGCUAGCCAGAGUGCAGGAGAUCAAACACUCUUAAUGCACAGCGUAUGGAUGCCUUGGUUUCAUUUGUGCUGGCAGGGACCAUGCACACAGCUCUACCCCAGAUGCUGGAACACACAGCAAAACUCAACACAAGCCCAGCUUUUGAAGCACACAAUAUCGAAGGCAUUCCUCCUCACUUGCCACUGCCUCCACUUCUUGCAGCAGAAGCGCAUCCAUCAUGUGCAAAAGAAGAAAAAAGCUGGACAUAUUAAGUGUUUGGCAUGGAAAUGACCUCCACAUUCAGAGGAGACUGUGCACUUUCCCAAGAGUUGGAGGGUGUGUCUAUGGAAAACACAGCUGUGGGGCGCUCUGAAGUUUAAUCUCUGUUCUUUCAGCCCUUCUGUCUGCUGUCUGCAAGGGAUGGGGAAGCAGAAGGUCAAUGCAGAUGCCUUCCUUGGUCUUGUCAGGCUUUGAGUGGGCCAUGAAGCAGCUGGCAGGAGCAGUGUUGCUUGCAUGGAGAUGUUUCACCCUUCUUCCCCAACCCUCCCAGCGACAACAGUACUGGAGAGAGCAGAUGAGGCUCUGCUACCGCUACUCCAGGCUUACCAACGCUGGGCUGGCACCUGCAGGUUCCUUUUCUGGUUGAAGUGAGGCUUGCAGUAAUUUCCUGGCACCCUGUAUGUGUUAAAGCAGUUUGAAAUCUUCAGCUGGCAGGUUGU